UUUUAGGUUGGUGAGCUGAAAUCCAGCUGCCAAGCAUUGACUUCCCUAGAUCAUGGGAUGCUCGUUGCUUACUUGUAUUCUUGAUUUCCUUCAAAAAAAAUUCUUCUUUAAAUUAGUUCAUCAUUAAGCCUUUUCUGAAGUUUAGCUCAACUCUCAUUGUUAGCCCAAUCAUUCUCCAUUGCCCCUAAAGUGACAUAUGUAUGCAGGUUCGUGUUGUUGAAGGGCUAUGAAGUGUUUCCAGUUCUCAAAGAAUGACGAUGAGAACAAGACUACAAAGUCCACAUCAGGGCAGUCUUGUGCCUCUGUUUCAACAGAUGCUGAGCUGAAAGGAUCCACUACUUCUGUGUCAUCAGACAUUAGCAUGGAGUCCUUAUCGUUUUCAUGCUUGUCACAUAAAAAGCCCUGCAACCUUAGAGUCUUCACAGUUGAAGAGUUGAAGACCGCCACCAGGAAUUUUAGCCGAUCCCUCAUGAUUGGAGAAGGCGGUUUUGGAGGUGUAUACAGGGGCGUUUUAAGGGACAGGACUGAUAUCGCUGUUAAACAACUCAGCCAGAGAGGAUUACAGGGGCAUAAGGAAUGGGUGACUGAAGUGAACGUCCUGGGUGUCGUUGAGCAUCCAAAUCUUGUAAAACUCAUGGGCUAUUGUGCACAGGAUGACGAGAGAGGAAUACAGCGUCUGCUGGUAUAUGAGUUCUUGCCCAACAGAAGUGUGCAGGAUCAUUUAAUGAGUCGUUUUAUUUCACCUUUGCCAUGGGAAACAAGAUUAAAUAUCGCCCGUGAUGCUGCUCGAGGCUUGGCUUACCUUCACGAGGGAAUGGAGUUUCAGAUUAUCUUUAGAGAUUUCAAAUCAUCUAACAUUCUCUUGGAUGAGAAAUGGAAUGCAAAGCUUUCCGAUUUUGGCUUGGCCAGAUUAGGCCCUUCUGACGGACUAAGCCAUGUCUCAACAGCGGUGGUGGGAACUGUCGGAUAUGCUGCUCCGGAAUAUAUACAGACUGGGCGCCUAACAUCCAAGAGUGAUGUAUGGAGCUAUGGAGUGUUUCUAUAUGAACUCAUUACUGGCAGGCGUCCCUUGGACAGAAAUAAACCAAAAAACGAGCAGAAACUUCUGGAAUGGGUGAGACCGCAUCUUUUAGACCUGAAGAAGUUUGAACUAAUUUUGGAUCCUCGACUGGAUGGGUACUAUUCCCUUAAAUCUGCUCAGAAGUUAGCUGCCAUAGCUAAUAGGUGUCUAGCUAAACACCCGAGAAAUCGUCCCAAAAUGAGUGAGGUCUUGGAGAUGGUGAAUCGGGUCGUGGAGGCAACUGAAGCAAAAAGUCCAGGGAUCCCUAUAGAAGAAAGUUCAGCCCAUAACAUCGAGGAUGAGAAGUUCAGAGUAAGGUGUCUAAAUGCAAGCAGAAGGUUGGUGGAACACAUUCCUAGAGAAAACAAGUUACUGGUAUGGAAAUUGUGGAAGCCUAAGCUUGUCAGUUCCAAUUAAGCGGCUGAAUGAAACUAAAGGAAGAUGAGUGGAUCUGCCUUCCUCGUCAAUGAAGCACUGCUACUUCUGGUUUUCUUGUGCAAAUGACUCAAAUUGUAAAAAUGUCUUUAUUUUGAACGUUUGACUAAAGCGGCCAAAGCUUCCAACUAGAGGGAAGAUUGGUUUUAUGGCUCAUUACAAAUGUUCUUUUAGGAAAUCGGUAAACAAAACACGAGAUAUUUGUAGAAGUAAUUUUUCUAUUCAAAUUAUAACUGGUCAUAAGGA
Molecule: messenger RNA, 1741 nt
Organism: Lycium ferocissimum
Lineage: Eukaryota; Viridiplantae; Streptophyta; Magnoliopsida; Solanales; Solanaceae
Product: serine/threonine-protein kinase PCRK1-like
Exons: 5
Coding region: 227-1477 (416 amino acids)
Biological process (GO): protein phosphorylation
Molecular function (GO): ATP binding; protein kinase activity
Source: RefSeq, a predicted model, not a curated record